AUCAGGAUUAAAAAUGAUCACCACACCGCUGGAGUCCUUCAUCAGUGCAGGCCAGCAUGAUUCAAAUCUGUAUGAAGAGAACAGAUUGUCUAUCUGCAUCUGGAUAUUUGGCACUGAAAAGGACACCAGUUAUUGAAAUAGUAAGAGGUAUGUCUCCAGAGGAUGAACUCCAAAGUCCCCCACUUGGUUUCAGCUCUGCCAGGGAGGAUGUCUCUCUGAGCUGUGGUGAUCUGGCUAGGUCUCACGAGCUGGGGAGAAGGAGCAGAGCACGCAGCGUUCUUCACACAAGUACCCCAGAGGCUGACAUCAAUUGUCAUGGAGACUUUGCUGAUGGAAAAAGCCCUUUCUUGAAAAUACUGAUGGAUGCAGAAGCAGCUGCAAACUCUGCUGCCGUACAACUGGUGUCUUUUAAAGAUGCCAUGGAAGAUGAAUUUGCUGAUUCAAGACAGUCUGCCAGUGAUAAGCGCCGAAUUGCAAGGCAGAGAGGACUUUUGCUGGAGAAGUUGGAGGAUUUUAGACGAAUAAAUAAGUCUGUUCGUCAGAAGCUGAAACAGCUCCAAGAUUCAGAGACUGAUCAAAUUGAUGCCGUCCACCAAAUAGACAUUUUAUUGAAGAAGAUCACACAGGCUGAGGGUGAAAAUGAGCAUUUAAAAAGAGAUUUGAGUGAGACAGAAAGAAGAGUCGAGGAACUGAUGGAUCUGCGGAAAGAAGAGCAGGAGAACAUAAAGAGUGCUGUUCACAUGACCAAGUCUGUGGAGGCGACUCGUGCUCACCUGCAGGCGCAGCUGCUCAACAAAGAGGCCGAAAACAAUCGUCUAACUGUACAGCUACGGACUUUGGAGAGAACCCUGACCGAGCAAAAGAUGGAAAUUGAUGAUCUGAAAGGCUCCAUCACCUCUCUGACGGAGAAGGCAGCACAGGACAAAGAAGCUCUCAAGAAAGCCACCCGAGCACAGAAACUAAGAGCUGAGAGGUUUGAAGCUGCUAUUGAGAAAUGCUAUGCGCAAAUGAAAGAAAAGGAUGCUCAGCUGGCCAGCGCCCGUUUAGAAAGAGACUCCAGGAGACAGCAAAAGGAGCAGAUGAUGGAUGCGAAUGACAAACUUGUCGCUCAUAUAGAAUUGUUGAAAAGCCAAAUUGCAGACUUGACAGCGAGGCUGCAGAAGGAGAAGGACGAGCUCACUGCAGCUAAUGAAACUGUGAUGCAACGUGUUGAAAAACUCAGUGCUGAAAAUGGAGACCUCAGCCUCAAUAAUGCAACACUCAAGGCAUCUGUUGCUCAGUUGGAGCAGCAGCUGGCUGAUUGUGAGUCUGACCUAGUAGAAGAGAAGAUUGUGUCUCAGGAGAGGAAACACGAAGCCGUACAGUGCCAAUACCAGGUUGCAGAGCUUCAAGCUGAGAUAGAUGAUCUGAAGAUGAAAUAUGCAAAUCUUUUAAGAGAAACAGAGAAGACACGAGAUGGAAAAGAUACAGAAGUUGAGAAGGUGAGGCAGGAGCUGCAGGGGCGUGUGGAGGAACUGAAGCCUUACCCCGAGUUACUGAGUGCAGCUGAGCAGAGUCUCUUCGAGUGCCAGGAGAACCUGCGACGCUCGGAGAGGAAGUGCUCAGAAAAGUCAGAGUCCAUUAGGCAACUGCAGGUUAAGAUAGAGAGUCAAACAAAAUUGCUGAAAUCAUCUGUGGAGAUGAAAGAGUCCACGCAUGAGGCCAAUUUACAACUACAAGAGAAAGUGCAGUCGCUUCAAAAGCAGAUGGACACACUGCAGCAGGAGAACCUGGACCUGGUACGGAGGCUUGCAGCUCAGGAGGAAGCUCUCAGCUACAGUAACCGGCAGCUGGAUCAACGCUCAUCAGAGUCCCAGGCCCUCAGCCGGCAGCUGGAGGCAGCGUUAUCAGACGUCAAACAACAGGUCAACAAGGUAAAAGACCAGGCUGUUUCCAGACAAGAGGCCCUUCAGACCAAAAUCCUGGAGCUGGAAGCCGAGAAGAGCAGAAGGGAUAAUGAGCUGAGGCUUCUUCGCCAGAGCAAGCUCACUGCAGAGAAACAUUUCGAUGCGCGUCUGAAGGACCUGCAGCUCAGCUUGGACCAGUCAGAGAGCCACAAACAAAGCAUUCAGAACUACGUUGAUUUUCUCAAAAACUCUUAUAAAACAAUGUUUGAUGAGGGACUGCAAGCAUCAAGUUUUGGAUCAUCAUAUUUUCUAAAAUGAUUAAGGAUUCAUCUGUUUGCAUUUAAAACAAAAUUGUUUUAUGUGUACUGUAGUAUUUAUGGUUUAUUUAAAAAUGACAAAAUAAUAUCACAUUUUUAGAGUGAAAGGAAUUUUUUUUAAUAUAGUUUUAGGCUAUAUAUAGAUAGCUACUUCUACAUUUAGCUGACAAUCUGGGACUUUUUUUUGUUGUGAGAGGUUUUGAUACCUGUUUUUAGCUCAUGUCCCAAGAGAUGUUACAUAAUAUUUUCACAUGUGUAUGCAAAUUGUGGACUGUGAACUCUUGGUGCUAGUGUGUCUUAUUCCUAUUCGACAAGGAGCCAGUUGCAUACAUUCAGUUUUAGAUUAGUCUGAACUUUCGACAUCUGGUAGAUUGUUGAUUAAUUCUUAUGUUGCAUAAACAUUACUGAUUGACUAAUUCAGAGUUACUUAAAGUAACCACAUGCCCCCCCUUUUAAGUUUGAGUAAAGAUCCACUUUUUAUAGCAGUAUGAGUUGGUAACAGACGUGUUACCUUAGUCCUCUGUUUAAAACCUUAAACAAUUUGGCAAAUUUUUGGUUUAUUGUCAGAGUUGUGUUGAAAAUGUAUUGCCAACUAUUCCAAAUAUUGAUUAAUUAUUUGAGUCAUAAAAGGAAAUGUAGAGUUUAUCUGCUUUUUAUCACUUUAAAUUGAAUACCUUUGGGUUUUGGACUUCCUCUAUUUUCUGAUAUCUCAUAGACUAAAAUGAACAAAAACAAAAGGGGUUUCCAGAUGGAGGAAAGCAGUGUGCCACUAGGUGGAACUGACUUGUUAGUCAUCUUUUUGCUUUUGUCAAGUGUCUCGUUUUACCCACAGUCCGCUGUGCGCUUGGUUGUAAUUCUUACCUUAGUCACUACUAUAUGAGUUCUAUGUAACAUAGUAAAAAUGUGUAAGACUAGGUCUACUUUUUAUGCAACUGGCUCCAGCUUGUUUUUUUGCCAUAUAUUUUGAAGUGGCAUGUAUACCUAUUAUGAAAGCAAUUUUUAACCAAUACAAGUAGUGCUUGAAAACCAAAUACCAUGUGGGUGCAUACGUCCACCCCUGCCCCCUGUUAACCAGGGGUGGAAGAGACCACAUUUUCCAUGGUGCUUAAUUUAAACAUGAACAUGAACUUUGCUCUCGCUUUAAUCAUAAUUAUUUUAAUGUGACUCACGCAUCUAUCCUGCUGAUGCUGAAAACACUCUUGUGUCUGUUUUUGUGGUGAUUAUAGAAAAUGUGUGAUGCAUAUUGAAUGUGUUUCUUGAUUCUCAGCUGGACUGAGAUGAGUGAAAUCAAUUGUUCCGCUGUCAGUUAUGAAGCUCAUGCCUUUGGGGUUGCAAACAGGAUUACUGAAGUGAUGCUGAUACAUGCGCCACUGGGAUGUUUCCAAACCACUUUAAACUCUUGCUCAGUUGCACUCAUGCUUUUGCAAUGGAAGGUUUUUAUAUUACUGAGGGGUAGACGCAAACACGAGAACACAGGUAUCUGCUACAGCAUGAUUUACCCAAAAACUGAACUAUGUUCAUCUUGUACUGUACUUCGAUCUUCAUGUUCUGCUGCAGUUGCUUGUGGUCUCAUACUGUAGCUUUGGUAAUAAACUACCAUGGGUCCAGACCUGCGUA
Micropterus salmoides (largemouth bass) is the source of this 3820-nucleotide messenger RNA. Its product is annotated as outer dense fiber protein 2-like. Bases 57 to 2204 code for a protein of 715 amino acids. Gene Ontology annotation, biological process: negative regulation of cilium assembly. Lineage: Eukaryota; Metazoa; Chordata; Actinopteri; Centrarchiformes; Centrarchidae. Gene Ontology annotation, cellular component: ciliary basal body; centrosome. The transcript is spliced from 17 exons. The record is from RefSeq and is a predicted model, not a curated record.